This is a messenger RNA of Mytilinidion resinicola, 1863 nucleotides long. RefSeq lists its product as uncharacterized. The record is from RefSeq and is a predicted model, not a curated record. Gene Ontology annotation, biological process: cytoskeleton-dependent cytokinesis. Gene Ontology annotation, cellular component: microtubule cytoskeleton; septin complex; cytosol. Gene Ontology annotation, molecular function: GTP binding; molecular adaptor activity; GTPase activity. The transcript is spliced from 2 exons. Bases 1 to 1863 code for a protein of 620 amino acids. Lineage: Eukaryota; Fungi; Ascomycota; Dothideomycetes; Mytilinidiales; Mytilinidiaceae.
AUGGCAACAGCGACACCGUCUCCUCACCCACUCCCGCCCAAGGACCCUUCGCCCGACGAUACCGCAUUGCCCCAGUUCAAAGCUUCCGCCUCUCCCAACGGCGAUCAGCAGAUUCCCGGUGGUGCCCGACGCUCUUCUUUUAAUUUCUUGCGCAGGCAGAAGUCGAACGAGGCAAAAGGAAACCGCUCCGUGUCAGGAGGCAAGAUGUCCAAGAAACAGAAGGCGCAAGCCCAGCGCGAGGAGCUCCAGCGACAGGAACGAGCGGCCGCCAUGCUACCCCGUUCGCCCCCGCGUCUCCCUGCGCAUCACACAACAGAAGGCCUUCCCACGUUCGGAGGGGAAAGCGCAAGACCAGACUCCUUCGCCAUCGUGUCCAACAGAGCCGGCGGCUACGGGCAGGGCGGAAACUUCAGCAGACCGUCCGCUGACUACAAGAUGGGCCCGCAUGGCAAAGUCCUCGUGCCGCUAGUUCCUGGCAGCUCUCCCUCGAAUGACAACUAUGAUCCCUACGCCAGGACCGAGAGCAUGACCCACCGCAGCCGCUACAGCUACGCCAACAGUACUGUCAGCACUCUGAACAGCCCUCGUCGUGUCCGGAGAAGGAAGGAUCCAACACCCUUCAACAUCCUCGUCGUUGGCACCAAGAGCUCCGGCAAGACCUCCUUCAUCAACUUUCUUCGCACGUCCCUAGCUCUGCCGGCGAAGAAGCGGGGCCACACUCCUUCCCCACCUGCUACGGCUCAACGUCCCGACUCCGCCUUUACAUCUGAAUACUUGGAGACCGAGGUGGAUCAUGAGAGAAUCGGUGUCACUUUGUGGGACUCGCAAGGCUUGGAGAAGAACGUCGUUGAUCUCCAGCUGCGAGAGAUGUCCUCCUUCCUCCAAUCCAAGUUUGAGGAGACCUUCACUGAAGAGCAGAAGGUCAUUCGUGCGCCUGGCGUUCGGGACACUCACAUACAUUGUGUCUUCCUAGUCCUAGAUCCAGCUCGUCUGGACUACAAUGUUGCAGAGUCACGCAAGAACCCGAACUUGGUCAGCAAAUUCAGCUCCCACCGCGUCAUUGGUGGUCUGGACGAGGAUCUUGACUUGCAGGUGCUUCGUACCCUUCAGGGCAAAACAACAGUGAUCCCCGUCAUCAGCAAAGCGGACACUAUCACCACAGCUCACAUGGCACACCUAAAGAAGAUCGUAUGGGACAGCCUGAAGCAGGCAAAGCUUGAUCCACUCGAGGCGCUCAAUCUCUCCGACUCGGAUGCCGAAGACGAGGACCGUCUCGAUGAGCGAGAUGAGGAUGCGUACAACCACUCGUCUUCCGACACCGAGGAGCAUUCAUCGCCCAUCCUCAACAAAAUCCUCGAUCGCUCGUCCUCUGACGCCGGCCGCUCGACUACGUCUUCCAAUUCUUCGUCGCCUGCAACUUCGCCUAGCUCCCCUCCAGAGGCAGCUAAGCGUGGAGCAGAUGGCCAUCGCCGACGAGUGUCCGCCAUGUCCGCCUCCAUUGAGAAAGAAGACUCCGAAAUUCCAUAUCUUCCCAUGAGCAUCAUCUCCCCCGACAUCUACGAGCCGGGUGUCGUCGGUCGUAAGUUUCCAUGGGGGUUCGCCGACCCAUAUAACGUUGAGCACUGCGAUUUCGUAAGGCUCAAGGACAGCGUGUUCAGCGAGUGGCGUUCGGAAUUACGAGAGGCUAGUCGCGAGCGAUGGUACGAGGGAUGGCGAACCAGCCGGUUGAAGAGGCGAGGUGAGACGCCCAGCAAGCGUGGUAUGACGUCUGAUGGUCUCAAGAGCAAACAUCUCAGCCCGACCAACGGCAACAACGGCCGUGCAGUCAGCGCUGGCAAUCCCGACAGGAACACCUACCGUUAA